Cimex lectularius (bed bug) is the source of this 1874-nucleotide messenger RNA. Its product is annotated as sulfatase-modifying factor 1. The coding region runs from base 92 to 1084 and encodes 330 amino acids. The transcript is spliced from 4 exons. Gene Ontology annotation, cellular component: endoplasmic reticulum. NCBI's taxonomy places the organism in Eukaryota, Metazoa, Arthropoda, Insecta, Hemiptera, Cimicidae. The record is from RefSeq and is a predicted model, not a curated record.
UCGAAAUAUUUUAUCAUUUGCAAAAUCAAUUGGCGUUUCGGUUCAUUGGUGUUAGGAAAUUUUAAUUUCUUCUUUCUUUUCCCUUCCUGCUAUGUUUUAUUUUGUGUUUUUCCUUUCCGUCCUGUCGGCUGUUGAAGUGUGGACCGACUGCGGGUGCAGGACGAGCCGAAAAGCCGGCUCUUCGACCCAGGAGAAGACAUGCAAUUCGACAAGUUUCCUCCAAACGGUGUUGAAGAAGGUGACCGAGAGGAUGGAGAGGCUGGAAGGAGGACGUUUCUCCAUGGGCACCGACGACCCCGUCCUGCCUGGGGACGGCGAAGCACCGGAGCGACAGGUGUUCGUAUCGGCUUUCUCGAUGGACAAGCACGAAGUCAGCAACGAGGACUUCGCAGCAUUCGUCGCAGCAACUGGGUACAAAACCGAGGCCGAGUCUUUCGGGGAUUCUUUUGUGUUCGAUGCCCUCGUCAGUAGUAAGACGAAGGAGACGAUAUCCCAGGCGGUGGCUGCAGCACCUUGGUGGCUACCUGUGAAAGGAGCUGACUGGAGACAUCCUGAAGGGCCAGACUCAAACCUCGAAGGCAGAGAGUUGCAUCCAGUAGUCCAUGUUUCAUGGAACGACGCAGUCGCAUACUGCAAAUGGGCAGGAAAGCGCCUCCCUACCGAAGCCGAAUGGGAAUAUGCUUGCAGAGGAGGGCUCAAACGUAAAUUAUAUCCUUGGGGCAAUAAAUUGAACCCCAAAAACAAACACUGGAUGAACGUUUGGCAAGGCGAUUUUCCAAUAAAUAAUACAAAGGAAGACGGAUAUCUAUCGACGGCGCCGAUCGACUCUUUCCCCCCCAAUAAAUUUGGCCUGUACAACAUGGUCGGCAAUGUUUGGGAGUGGACGCAGGACUGGUGGAGCAUCAAUCAUUCUCCUUCUCCUAUCGCAAAUCCUAAAGGACCCCAUUCAGGAAAGGACAAAGUGAAAAAGGGCGGCUCGUUUCUUUGCCAUGCGAGCUACUGCUUCCGUUACAGAUGUGCCGCAAGAGGAUUCAACACACCGGACAGCUCAGCGAGCAAUUUAGGCUUUAGAUGCGCCCAUUAAGCACCAAAUAAAGCCUCUUCUAUUAAUCUCAAGGGCAGGAAAUCGUACUUAUUUGUAAACUUGCAUUUUAAGUCAUUACUGUUAAGUUUAUAUUGAUAUUAUUGUAACAAAACAUUCCAUUUUAUUACCUAUUUAUAUGAAUUAGUUACCAAUUUAAAUUUUAAUUAAGUCAAAGUAUUUCUUGUUUAUUUAAAGAAUGAUUUUAAGAAAUUUGUAUUCGGAAAUUAGUUGUAAAAAUGUAACGAAGUGCAAUAUUUUGUAAUAUUAAAACAAAAAUCCAUUUAUCGAAUAUCGAAUUUUAAGAUCAUCUACGGUUAAGGGUGUGAUGUGACGACAAAUUACUGUAGUCCUGGGUUCCUAAUGCACUACUUGGGGGUUUAUAUGACCUCUGGUGUUGCAAGCCUCUGUAAAAAUGAAAAUAUCGAGAUCUUAUUUUUUUAAUUUGCUCUAAUACAUAAUAAAUAUUUAACAAAAUAAAUAAAUAAAAUUUGUAAAAAAUUAUACAAGGUUAACACUCGUGAAAAUUAAUAGACUGAAAUGUUGCAAUUACUUUUUGCGGAACAAAGGGUCAAUAGUCUUCCAAUUUUUAUAACGCGGUUUAGUAUGACUAGGACUUUUUAAAUAUUACUACUUUCUAUUUGUACUCAAUAAGCGAUAGUACUUAAAUAGUUGGGUUUUUCUGUGAUAAUUGUGAACUAUGUAAUUUGUAAAGUGAUUAGAUUUCUGUUCAUUGUGUAUUUUGUUUUAUCGACAAGUAAUGUAAAUAAAAAUCCAUUCCUUGACUUAAAAA